Messenger RNA from Helobdella robusta, 9831 nucleotides. RefSeq lists its product as hypothetical. The record is from RefSeq and is a predicted model, not a curated record. Gene Ontology annotation, molecular function: protein binding; calcium ion binding. The coding region runs from base 1 to 9831 and encodes 3276 amino acids. Gene Ontology annotation, cellular component: Golgi apparatus. The transcript has 37 exons. NCBI's taxonomy places the organism in Eukaryota, Metazoa, Annelida, Clitellata, Rhynchobdellida, Glossiphoniidae.
AUGCCCCGAGCUGGUUUCUACAUUUUAAUUUAUAUAAUUUACGAGGGAUUUAAGUUAACAGAUAAUAGACAAACCAAUUGCAGCGAAUUGCAAAGUCUACAAGUCUGUGACACAAAGUUAUGCUGUUUCCUCUGCGAAUGGAAUAGUCAGGAUAGAGAUGCUCAAACUGUUAAAAAAGAGCAGGUUGGCAACUCAUCCUCAUCAUGCAGUGGGCGACAUGUCUUGAAUGCAACAUCAGGAGUUGUGUCUGAUGGGGCCGGAGAUUAUAAACAAAACAUGCGAUGCGAGUGGCUAAUCAUUGCUAAACCUGAGCACUACAUCAUGCUUGAGUUCUCUCUGAUGUCAACAGAAUGCAUAUAUGACUACCUGAUGGUAUACGAUGGCAACUCUUACAAUUCACCUGUCAUAGCCACACUGAGUGGAGUCAUCUCUCCAAGUCCAAUCAUUGCCAGAUCUGGAUAUAUGCUGAUAUUUUUCUUGAGUGAUACAAACUACGGACUUGAAGGCUUCAAAGCAGUGUACCAUGUCACUCGUUGUCCAUUCAAUUGUUCCAACUCUGGUUUAUGUGAUGAACAGACAGGUGCAUGUAGGUGUCAGCAGGGCUUCAAAGGUUAUGCCUGCCAACUACCCCUCUGUCCAAACAUGUGUGGCCAGAGUGCUCAUAAAGGUUUCUGCACUGAAGAUGGCUGCCGAUGCUCACCUGGAUGGCAUGGAGAUGAUUGUGGAGUUCAUAUACCUUCAUAUUCGCCAUUAACAUCCUCAUCUUCAUCGUCUCCAUUGUUGGGUUGGAGUUUGUUUAGUAGGAGUGAUUAUGUCAAAAGAUCUGGUCACACAAGUGUUUAUGUACCUUUAUUGGAGCAGCUCUUCCUAUUUGGAGGAUUCGACUUUAUAGCAGCAUCUAAUGAGUUGAUUAUUUAUGAUCUUAACACUAAUUCCUGGAGGAAGAUAGAAAAUGAUUUGGAUAUCAAUUCCUCAUCUUCAUCAUCACCACAACCAUCAUCAUCUUCAUCAUCCUCAUCACUACCAUCAUCAUCAGCAGCAAAUGCAAUUUCAUGGCCAGCAGGUCGAUUUGAUCACACGAUGUCCUUACUGGCAGGUCGGUUCUUCAUUAUCUUUGGAGGUGCCAUUAACUCUCACGACUGUUUGAAUGAUAUGUGGGUGUUUGAUGUGCUCGACCACAAAUGGACUGAGGUACAUUUCAUCAAUGAACCAUUUGAAAAACCUCCACCAUUAUUUGGUCAUGCCAUGGUUAUUGUGAAUGACAAAUACAUUUACGUUCAUGGUGGUAAAUCCAAUAAAGGAUCGGUGUUGUCUGAUGUUUGGAGGUAUGAUGUUUCUUCUAUAGUGCAAUGGUUUCGUAAUAAAAGCAACAAAUUUCCUGUUUUAAAAUGGGAAAAAUUGCCAGCCAGAGGAGGCAUCCUAGCCAAUCACAGAUUAGUAGGUCACUCUAUGGUAUAUGACCCAGUUUCUAGGUUUCUCGUUAUUUUCGGUGGCUUAACUGAUGACAAUUCCCGGUUUACAAAAAGAGUUUCGAACAUUGUCGUAUACAAAGUAGAUGAAAACAUGUGGAUGGAUUUGAAUUCAACGCUGGAUGCUCCAAGCGUUCGAGCAUACCACAGGUCAGUGAUCGUUGACCGGUACAUGGUGGUGGUUGGUGGCAACAUUCAUCAGCAUCAAGUGGUCGAACAGUGUUUCGAUGACGCCAUCUACUUCUUACACCUGGAUUGCUGGAAGUGGACCAGCAGACAGCCUCUCAACGAAAAUGUGGCCAAUGCAUCAGGUUCGAUGACAAGGAGGUGCUCUCACGCUCUGGCAGUCAUUGAUGAUGUCAUCAUGGUAGUUGGUGGAUUCAGAGGAACAUUGGAGGAUUCUGUGUAUGCGUAUGUCAUGCCUCCAACUAUGUUUGCCAGCCAUGCCAACUCUCAAUUUGACGACACUCUUCAAAACUCAUCUGCUCCUGAUGGAACUGCUCUUCUAACAACUCCAUCAGAGGUGGUUGACGAGUGUUCGAGGUACCUCACAAAAACUUCCUGUUUGUCUUUCAUGAACUGCUUGUGGUGCUUGCUGGUUGAUGAUGAUGCAAUGGGCUCAAAUUUUGAAGAGGAGGAGGAGGAUGAGGAUGAAGACCCUGUUGGUAAUCAUUUCCAAUGUCUCCAUGUCAAAUCUUCUGAACACUGCAAGUCGAGAACAGUUGAGCGUCCUCCAUGUCCAGGCAUUUGUCCACUGCUAACCAGUUGCCAGGCCUGCACGAAGGUUGGAAGUAGUGCACGGAGAAAUGAUUUGAGUGGGAGGACUGAUGGCUCAUGCGUGUGGUGUGUUGAUGAUUCUCUGUGCGUCAGCAAUGGAUCAACAUGCAGCACUCGCUCUGCUAACAGUUGGCAGGCUGACGCUCGCACCAACCUCACCACUGAAGACGAAUGUCUCCUGCACAACAAGAAACGAGGUCUCAACUGGAUCAAGUACAACCACCCGCCCAAUUCUCUCAUACCAGACCAGGUGUCCAUAUUGAAUGGUUCUACAUGCCAGUUUAAGUUUGAAGUGGUGACAGAACAAGAAUCAUCUUCAUUGGCCAGAGGGGUACUCAGAGGGUUCAUACAUCCGCCCUUUUCAAAAAUUCAGCAACCGAUAAUGUUGUCUGUCUAUGCUACUAAUGUUCCACUGAUUAUGUAUAUGAAUGAAGUAGUUGAUGGCCUAGUUCCAAAGACAAAAACGAAAGUAGCAGAGAUCAACCAGACAGUGUACAAAUCCGUGAACAUUCCAGUCCCCACUCCGAGUGCCCUCAAGGACACCAAGUACCUCGUCGAGAUUGACAUCAACAAGAUGGACAACAACAUCAGGAGUCCCAGUGCUGGUGCGACCGUCUCCAUAAAAUGGAACAUCACCAACAACCUGCCGAGGAGGAAUGAGGUGAUCCAACCAGACUAUUUGGAGUUGUACCACAGUACGGGUGGAGAGGGUUGCGGUGAACAGAUCAGCUGCCUCUCCUGUCUGACUGAUCAUCUAUGUGGCUGGUGUGCCGGAAGCCACACAACUGUUGAAUCCUGUCUGCGGGACGACAACGAGUGCGUCUGGUGCGAGAGUACCAACCGAUGCUUCCGGUUCGCCGAGUACAUUCCCAGCUUCCUGUACGUCGGUUGUCGGAUCUGGAUGGGCAUCGACUCUCGUGUGAGCAGGCCACCGUGUGGCAGUCUAACCAACUGUUCGUCUUGUCUGCAGGAGAGGUGGUGUGGAUGGUGUGGCCUCACCAAGAACUUCAACGUUGGCUUGUGUCUCGAUGGGGAUUUUUCAGGACCUUAUUACGCCACGUGCGACACAAACCUUCUCAGCCAAGUUGUCAUGAAUGCUUCACGUCCAUCUGUCUUUAUCACGUCCUCUUCUUCGACGCCGUCUCCAUCAUCGUCCUCCCCAUCAUCACCAUUUUCAUCAUCACCAUCUACAUCUUCAUCACCAUCUACAUCUUCACCAUCUACAUCUUCAUCGCCAUCUUCUUUGACGUCAACAUGGUCAUAUUCCGUUUGUCUGGAUGUUGACGAGUGCGAAUUGAACACGCACUCCUGCCACGAGAAUGCAUCUUGCAUCAACACGUACGGCUCGUACAGGUGCACCUGCAAUAAGGGCUUCAAGGGAGAUGGCAUGUUGAACUGCAGCAGAACAUGUAUGGAAGCCUGUGUGCAUGGCGCUUGCUCGUCGGCAACAUUCACGUGCGUCUGUGACCUCGGCUGGACGGGCCCACAAUGUGAUGUUGAUUGCCUGUGCAACAAACACAGUACAUGCCUCGAAGGAGGUGUUGGUGUUUGUGACGCUUGCCAACACAAUACCAUCGGGUCUUAUUGCGAGCUCUGCCUGCCUGGUUACUUUGGAGACGUUAUGUCGUCUCAAGGCUGCGUGGAAUGCCAGUGCAACAUGCAUGGAGACAUGGACGAAGGAACAUGCAACAGCACAAGUGGUGAGUGUUACUGCACACACCACACUACUGGUAAACAUUGUGCUGCCUGUCUCUCUGGCUUCUACGGAGAUCCCAGGAAUGGAGGUCGUUGUUAUCAGAGCUGCGAGAACAAAUUGAUCAUCACCAAUGCGACUUCCGGUGGUCUCGGCCGCAUGCUCGGACAGCAGCAACUUUCACAACUUCAAAAGCCACAGCACGUCUUCUGUGUCGCCAUAAUUACGCCACAUAACUCAACAUCACUAUCAUCUUUAUUGAAUAAAACAUCGUCGUCGUCAUCGUUCUUUUCUGUUAAAGACCAAAGAAAAGUUAUUGAACUGACAAUUGACAUAAAGAACAUACUUUGUUACAAGGAUUUUCUUUACAUUUAUGAUGGCAUACCGGAACAAUUUCUAUUACCAUCGUCAGCCACUUGUUCAUCGUCGUCGUCGUCACCAUCACCUUCGUUUCCUUCUUCAUCAUCAUCUUCAGCCAAAUUGAUAGCAUCAAUAUGUGAUAACAUGAUAACAUCACCAGCAAAGUAUUAUAUAUAUUCCGAGUACUUGGUCAUCUUCUACGAGUCCUUCCAUGCUAACGGAGUUUUGACGACGUCAGCUCUCUCCUCCUCCUUCACUGGUCCCACGCCAUCCUUCUCCGUUGGUUUCAACGCAAGUUUUCAAGUGUUGCCUUAUCAACAUGCAGUUGCUGAUAUAACAGUUUGUCAGGAUGAAUUGAACAAGAAUCUGCAGGCAUAUUCACUGACGUAUUGUGGUUGUAGUAACGACAGCAGUGACGAUAAUGGAACGACCGGUGUGAAUGGAUUGUAUUUAUUUGGAGGCAGAACCAAUGAGAAAGUGUUGAAUGACUUGUGGUUCUACGAAAUAAAUGCUCGCAAAGUUCAUCCAAGUGAGGACGCUGAAGCCAACUGGCUACUGCUUGAUGUGGAAUGUUCCACCAGACCACCUGCCAGAUAUAUGCAUGCGAUGGUAUGCAUCGAUGGCAAGUUGUACCUGUAUGGAGGUGUGCUGGGCGGCCCUGCAGAUGAUGUUGAUGACGACCGAGCAAGCACCGACUGGAACAGUGAGCAAUCCAUCUAUUCCAAUCAGCUGUGGGAAUUUGACCUGCAUACGAAACUAUGGAGCUUGAUAAAGCUGCCUACGUCAUCGCCCUUGCUGUCACUGCCCCAUCUGGCGGGGCACACGAUGACGUCGAUAAAUGAUGACGUCAUCGUCGUCAUCGGGGGUGUGCCCGUCAGUGAAUACAUUGUGUAUACUUAUGAAAUUGGUCGAUCUCAUUUCAGGGGUGUUCAACAUCUGGGCUAUGGAGUCAAAGGAAUAUAUGGCCAUGCAUCGGCUUACCAUUCAAUGGAACGUACCAUUUUUGUACAUGGGGGGUACCAGCUCAACGGCUCUGCUUUUUCAACGUCCAAUAGAUUGCAUGCAUUAAAAGUUCAUGCCGGCUCCAACGGUGAUGUGGAUCUGGAUAAUGAUAGAAACUUCAGGUGGUGGAUGUUCGAGGAAGAUGGCAUACAGGACCUAAGCAUGCAGUGGCAUGAUAUGAUCUUGCUGGAUGAUUACAUCUUUCUGAUUGGUGGAUCCUUUCCCUCCUCCCGGUCAUCAUCAUCGUCGUCGUCGUCAUCAUUACUUACAUCAUCUACUUCUUCAUCGUCAUCAGCAUUCACUCAGUUUCUUUCAAUGGGCCACUUCACGGCCGUCCAUCUGAGCAACACAGUCUACGGUCUGGCGAGGAAGUACAAGGCAGAUGAGAGCGUUGGCGUUUUGGUGUCGCUAGUUGUUCCUACGAACUACUGCCAGCUGGUCAUCAGCGAAGAGGACUGCCUCAAAGUUAACGGAUGCAUAUUCAACUAUAAGUUAAAUGACGCCGACAAACUCUGCGUGUGUUGCGAUAGGGGUGGUGGAGAUGAUGAAGAUGAGGAUGAAGAUGAGGAUGAAGAUGCGGAUGAGAAUGAUCUAGCUAAUGCCGACACUAACAUCAAAUGCAUAUAUUCAACUACAAAAUUAAGAGCGUCAUCGUCUUCUGCAUCUUACUUCUCGUUGUUUGAUGACGUCAUUCCUGACAUGAGCAACUUGAAGUGUCACAAAUUGAAGUUCGACAAGCAUAACUGUGCCGACUACAAGUCAUGCAAGAGUUGUGUCCUUGCAAUUGAGAAUUGUUCCUGGUGCCACAAUUGUUCGCAGUGCAUCGAGUCGUCAUUCGAUUGCCAGUCAACCUGCUCAUCAAAACGACCGCCACUAUUAACAACCAUCACCUCAUCAACUUUGACGUCACCAUCCUCCUCCUCCUCCUCCUCCUCCUCCUCCUCCUCCUCCUCCUCUUCAUCAUCAUCGUCGUUGUCGCCAUUUCCUUCACUUCCGUUCUUGAAACUCUUGAAUGUUUCCGAGUGCUAUGCUUACAGGAACAUCCAUGCAGAUGAACGCGACGAUGAUGAUGAUGACGACGACGGGGAUCAUGAUUAUGAUGGUGAUAACUGCAGUGGGAUUGAGAACUGUGAGGAUUGCAUGCACAAUAAAUAUUGUAGAUGGGCCACUAGCAAAUGUAAUCCUCUGGUUUCCGACAAGCAAGAUGACAGCACUGGCUGCCCAGCGGACAGAUGUGUGGAUAGGUACAGCAGCAGGAGACCUCAGAAGACAACUCCAUCAUCACCGCCCUUCUCUGGCGCAAGGAAGAAAUUAAACACAAAUCAAGCUCAGCACGGCAAACAACAACAACAACGACAUCAUAAUCAAAACCACCAACGUCCCCAGCAAUGUUUUUCAAGAUGUUAUGCUCAGAGGAACUGCAAAGAUUGCGUGCUGGAGAACUGUUCCUGGAACACCCUCAACAAUGUGUGCAUGCCGACCAGUCAGAUCGACAUCCUGUGCUCCUUCGGGCAGUGUGGCUCCCUGGUGACCACAAACUACGUCAGCAACGACGUUUCCUUACAAAAUGUCAGCAGUACCUGUCCGUCGGAAUGUUCUCAAAACACUCUCUGUGAUUCCUGUUUGUCGAAUCCUCACUGUGGUUGGCUGCCAAGUAAGUUGUCGUCGUACACGGGGGCUGGUUGCUGCAGACAGGGGGGUCUUGGUGGGCCUUCCUCUUCAGAAUCCUGUCCUCGUGAUGAGGCUAACGAUAGUGUUGGUUACCCAUUAACGCAAAAUAGCAUGAGCGGUGCACAGUCAGCAAGCUCAACAACAACUACAUCGACGACAUUGAGUGAACAUCUGCAGUGGCAUUACUUCUCCUGUCCACCGGAGAAUGAGUGUCUCAACGGUCACCACAACUGCAACAAUAUGACGCAAAGAUGUGUGGACAAGCUGCUUGGCUUUGAGUGUACCUGCAUGGAUGGAUACAUCUUCCAUGAUAAAUUGAACACUUGUGUGCCGUACUGUCCAGGUGGAUGUGUGCACGGCAACUGCGUACGUCCAAACGUUUGCCAGUGUUUAUUCGGCUAUGUUGGUCUCAAUUGUAGUUACGAGUGUAAAUGCAAUAAACACAGCCAGUGUAAAAGUGAAACCGAACUGAACAAAUGCAUGCAGUGUCUCAACAACACCAUGGGUCUGACAUGCAACAAGUGCAAGCCUCUCUAUGUUGGUGACCCGGUCAACGGCGGCAGAUGUAGGCCGUGUCAAGAGUUCUGUAACAAUCAUUCGCGCGUCUGCAUGUCGUCAGAAGAUUUCAUCCAGACCAUCAAAUAUCCUGCACUGGCCCUUGACUAUGAAAAUGUAACCAAUUGGUUGAAGAAUGGGUCUUCAGAUGAGAAGAGCACGAAAUGUUUGAACUGCAUGCAUAACACUCAUGGAGACCGAUGUGAAAAGUGCUCCGUGGGAUUCUUCAGGAUAGCCACCCAGCAACGAUCUGAACCGUGCACCAGAUGUCAGUGCAAUGGCCACAGCGACCUCUGUGAGCCAGAAAAAGGAGAUGGUUGUGAUUGCCGCAACAACACGAAAUCUCCUCGAUGCAGCUCAUCUGACCCCCCUGAGAAGUGCUACCUUGCACAGUGUUCUCAAUGUAUGGACAACUUCCUUGGCACACCGACUAACCACCACCAGUGUUACAGACACUUCUCAACAGAUAGCCAAUAUUGUUUUGAUCCCACCAGUCAGAUGAACUGCAUGCCCAUGAAGGAGCCCAAUCCACUCCUUCAAUUCAGAACUCUCUUUUUUGCUAUUCAACCGCGAACUAACAACGUGAACAUAAGAGUUUAUGUUGAUGUCACCAAGGGAGGCGUGAAGGUAUUUUUGGCACCGUUUGACAACGCAUUCCAAGUCUUUGUCGAUCCUAUCACCGGUGCUCACAGCGUUAAAAUUGAUCCUCAGUAUAAGUUGGUUGAUUUGUCAAAUAAUGUUGCUGACAGGAGUCAUAAAAAUAACAAUGGCAGUGAUGGAGGUUCAAGUUAUAACAUUAAUAAUGCAAAUGAUGGUGAUGAAGAAGAAGACGAGGAGAGUGAUGAUGGCCUCUAUGACACUAGAUACAGCAAUGACCAGACUGCUGGUCAGGAAGGUAGCCAGAAAGAAGCUCUCAAGCUUGAUGAUAGUGAUCAGAGUGAUGAAGAUGACGACGAUGUUGAUCAUUAUGAAAGAUAUCACAAUGACUUUGACGACACCGAUGAUGAUAGUUAUGAACUCAGUUUUUCGAAUGUUGUAACGUUAAAGAAUAAUCUCAGAAAACGAAAAGCGGCUACGCCAGCUUCAAUCAACACGACACCAACUUUCAAUAGUUCCUCGUCGGUUAAGAUUAAAUUAAAUUCUAAGCAGAAGCUGCAUGCGCAGUCUAAUAAAAAACAGAAUAAAAGCAACCAGAGCAGCGAAAAGAAACAAAUUAAAAAGACGAAUAGACUGACAACAACAUCCACCAGAUCUUCAACUACGAAAAUUACUAACAGGUUGGAUAUCAUUUCCAGCACUAGAGCUACCACAACGUCUACAACCAAAACCGCCUCCACUUCCUCGCAGACGGCUGCAACAUUGCUUUUGAAUGUCAGAGACCCGCAGCUACUGAAAUAUAAUUUUGUAAAGAAUGUAAAUAACAAUAAAUAUUACACCCUUGAAAAACGAACUGCCGACAAACAUGUAACAUAUGUGACGUUGAGUCAACCUGAUUCAUUCUUAAUAGUUGAUAAUGUCAAAGAUAGAUUGGUCGUUCAGAUAGCAAGCAAUAUAUAUCCAUUGAAAGCUACUCGGUUUUACAUGGUCAUUCUUGGGAACGAGCCAGCGUCCUAUGGGGGCGUUUAUACUCGUCACGACACAUCUCACAUUGAUUUAUUUGUAUUUUUCUCGGUGUUUUUUUCAUGUUUCUUUCUUUUCUUAGCUGUCUGUGUAUUGCUAUGGAAAGCCAAGCAGAUGUACGAUGCCCAUACCACAAGAAGCCAGAACCUUCUGGAAAUGGAACAUAUGGCGUCCAGGCCAUCUGCUCGAAUCAUUGUUGUUAUGGGUGAUGAGCUUGAUGAAACAUCGUCGUCAUCGACAGCCGAAAUAAGGUCAACGUCGUCGUCAUCUGAACAAUUGAUGUCCAACGUUUCAGUUCCCGCCACACUUACAACCGUCUUGCAAAAGGGUUCUCGUAAAUUUUUUUCACACGAUUCACCGAUGACCAUUGUAACCACUACACACAAACAAGACAGCGCAACCGCACCAAACCUGGAAACUGAUGUUAAUAAAUCCAAACAGCAAUUACAUCAGAUGCAACAAAAUAGUGCCAAGAAGUUGAAAAAAUUGCGUGUCUGUCCCGUAGCUAUGGAAUAUAACCACAACAACGUGGCCUGCGUAGCUACUUUCUUGUUUGAACUACCUGGAGCGAACUCCGCGAGGGUGAGAGCUUGUUUUGGGUCAUGUUUAGUUGUACCGUCAUCAAACAGCAACAUCAACAACAAUCACCCGGGUAGCUUCCAUCAUAGCGGUGUCAAAAUAUGA